AUUUACUUAAAUCAAAAUUUCCAGACCAUCCUGUCUCAACCUAAACACAUGGAAAAAAGCUUCGUAUAUAGCUUCCUGCAGGACUGGCUUGGCACAGGCUUACUCACCAGCUUCGGAAAAAAAUGGCAUAAAAGGCGCAAACUGCUCACCAAAGCGUUUCACUUUAGCAUCUUGCAACAAUUUUUGAAAAUUUUCAAUGACGAAACUGCGCAUUUAAUCGAACGAGUCGAAAAACUAAAUGCUGAGGGAGAAGAAUUUAUUAAUGUUACUAGACUGGUUACCCAACUGACUCUUCAAUCCAUGAUGGAUACGUCAAUGGGUACAAGCCAAAUAGACACGAACAUCCUACAAAGAUACCGACAAAAUAUUUACAAAAUCGGACAUCUGAUGAUCCAAAGGGUGAUAAAGCCGUGGGCAAACUUACCCAUUAUAUAUUGGCUAACUAAGCGGGGACGCGAACAAAAACUGAUUAUAAAUCAACUACACGAAUUCACUCAUAACGUGAUUAAGCAGAGGGAACGCAAAAUCUUGGGGGAAGAAAUCGAUGUGGGGACCCCCGAUAGUUACUCGGGCAGGAAAUUUAUGAAGAUGUUGGACAUUUUGUUGUACGAGAAGAUUUAUGAAAACGGGAUCGAUUAUGAGGGGAUUAGGGAGGAGGUUGACACGUUUAUGUUUGAGGGGCACGAUACUACCGCUUCUGCCAUUACUUUUUUGUUAAUGUGUCUGGCUGAGUAUCCUCACUUUCAAGUAAGUUAUGAGCUCUUAUAAAAAAUGUUAAUUAUA
Messenger RNA from Anthonomus grandis grandis, 783 nucleotides. RefSeq names its product cytochrome P450 4V2-like. The transcript has 4 exons. NCBI's taxonomy places the organism in Eukaryota, Metazoa, Arthropoda, Insecta, Coleoptera, Curculionidae. Gene Ontology annotation, molecular function: oxidoreductase activity, acting on paired donors, with incorporation or reduction of molecular oxygen; heme binding; iron ion binding. The record is from RefSeq and is a predicted model, not a curated record. The annotation marks the transcript as partial.